Pararge aegeria (speckled wood butterfly) is the source of this 783-nucleotide messenger RNA. RefSeq names its product apolipoprotein D-like. Gene Ontology annotation, molecular function: pigment binding. The coding region runs from base 113 to 763 and encodes 216 amino acids. The transcript has 4 exons. Lineage: Eukaryota; Metazoa; Arthropoda; Insecta; Lepidoptera; Nymphalidae. The record is from RefSeq and is a predicted model, not a curated record.
UUAAACUGCGCACACCCAUUUCCAAACUCUUCCACUGUUUACAAAACAUCCGACUGUGUGCGCUGCAAAAACAACCUUAUUUUGUUAACAUUAACUUUGAUAGUGAAAUGCGAUGGGGGACUUCCGUGUAAUGGGGUCCAGUCGGAUACAGUUUGUACUGUUCUGCACUAUAGUCAGAUCUGUGAUCAGCACGGGCUUAGGAAGAUGUCCAAUUUAUCCACAAUUCCCUGAAUAUGAUAUUACUCGUAUGACGGGCACGUGGUACGAGGUGGAGCGUUCCUUCCACCUCAUGGAGAUAGCUGCGAGCUGCACUGAGCUGGAUGUGAUGCUCAAUGAACGAGGGUAUCUGCUAAUCACCGUCAACACUAUCAAUAGGUGGACCGGCAGCCACGGGACCAGCCACGGCCUCGGCAUCCCGAGCCAUGACGGCGCGUCCUCGUUCCGCUAUAAGCUCAACAACCGUAUGCCAUACAUCAUCGGCCGCCUGCUGCCCGGCGCCGGGCAGUACAACGUGCUGUUCACCGACUACGACAAUUUCGCCAUACUCUGGUCUUGCACCAACUUGAGCGUCGCGCACUCCGACCGCAUGUGGGUUCUGGGACGCAGUCGAGACAUGGAGGCCGCCAUGCGCGCGCAGGUCUACGGCAUCCUUCAAGAGCUCCGGCUGGACCCUGACCGCCUCAUCCUCGCCAAGAACCACAACUGCAGCGUCACCGACGCAGAGCUGUACGGACAGUUCGAGGAAACGACUGAAAUAAAUUAACUCUUUAUUUAUUGACUGCC